Spodoptera exigua (beet armyworm) is the source of this 477-nucleotide messenger RNA. Lineage: Eukaryota; Metazoa; Arthropoda; Insecta; Lepidoptera; Noctuidae. The record is from the annotation of a GenBank genome assembly.
AUGGGUCGGCUCGGCCGGAGUGAUACCACGGCCUCACAGAAAACCGGCGUGAAACAACCAAAGCGUUGUGUUUCGCCGUGUGAGGUAGGAAAAGAGAAGAAAAACAUCAGCCCUGUAGGACCCGUCUGUGGUGAUCUAUUGGCUCUCUCUCCCCGACGCCCGGAGUGUUGCCUAUUGCGGUGGCUGGGGCGUGAGGGCGACAGCUUGGAUUGCUCCUUCAUGCCGAAGCCCCUGACCUGCAGUGCCAGUAGCGUAGAGCACAGUUCUGAGGGUUUGCAGCAAGAAAGGCAAGAGACCCCAACUUCAGGCUUUGGCGCCCUCCAAAAUUUGUCGCCUGUAAGGGCGAAGGGUACUGUCAGACUCUUACUGACUAAAAACCAACCCGGUGUUCCUCCAAUAACCCAUGUGUCGGAGGGGCGGGUAUCGCCGAAGCAUUCGUCGCAACCCCCCGACGGGUAUUGGCCCGCCAGAUGGUAA